CCAAACCAAUUCCACUUCCUUGACUCCACCUUAUCUCCUUUCUCUUCAAGUUCGCCGAGAAACUGGGUACUUCCCAGGAGCCGUGAGUAGAGCUGUAAUGUCUCUAGCCUUCUCUCCCAUUCACGCGAGCCCUCAUUCUGUUUCUAGGCGCGAAGCUUAGACAUUUAGGCAUUUAGAUUCAGCUAUUUACGCGGGAAGAUGAGUUCAAUGAUGUUACGACAUCCGGUGAAGCUGAGGGGUGUGGAGGUUUAUAAGGACGGCUGGCUUGCUCGCAUUCAGAUUCGCGGGACUCGCUGCCGCUUCGGCAUGUUCUCCUGCCAGCAGGAAGCGGCACGAGUGUACGACAGGCUGUCGUACAAGCUUCACGGAGCCAGAGCCGUCACCAACGGCUCGAUCGACGAGGACACCAAAGCCGAGAUCGAGUGUUCCUCCCUCGAGUCGAUGCUGGCUGUCGUCCCCGCCAUAGAUCCGCACCCUCUCUACCAAUCCUCGUGGCAGGAAGAGGGUGGCGAAGCGGAGGAGGACGAGGAGGAGGAGGAGGAGGCGGCGGCGGAGCAAUCCAUAAGUUACGACAGCGAUACGACAGCUCCCUCGCCGGAUAGAAUCAGAUCCGAUAGGAUCAGAUCCGAUAAGAGUAAUCCUGCUGACACCAUGCUUCCAGAGUUGCUAGUCGAAGCCGAAAGCCGCAGGCGUGUAGGCAGCAGCAGCGAGCCAUGGGCGUCGCCGUGCUCGCAGGGAUCUGGGAGGAUCUCCCGGUCCGAAGAGUCCUCGUGCGCGUGCUGCGAUACAAGGGAAUGCACUAACGGGUACAAGAGCGGAUCGCGCUCAGAUCCCGCGGCCUGCGAAUGGGACCGCCCUUCUAGAAGGUGCCACGUGGCGUCGUCCAACUCGGGGAGCGUACUCGGUAUAACCGGUUCCGAUUCGGGCAGCGACGAGGUGAACUGGAGCAGUGGCGGCGUGAAGAGGUCAGGCGACGGUGGCUGCAAUGGCGGCGGUGACUGCGGCGGCGAUGGCGGUGGCGAGUGCCCGGGCAUGUUGGUGUUUACUGUGCGGAAGAAGCGGCGAAUGCGGUCUCGACCGCUGACGUGGAGCAACGCCUCCCCCAGAAACGGCUCGGAAGGAGUCGAUGUCGGAGCUCGCGAGGCGGUUCGGACCGAAGCAGAGGUUCGGAGUGACUCGGGGGCGGAGCUUCCGAUCCUGGUGAAGUCGGAGCCGUCAGCGGAGCUCGUUAUGGAGGAGGCACGCGAGGCACGCAACGUCGAGUCAGGGUCGCUGCUAUGUUCGGAGGACCUACACCCGAGAGGCAAGAAGGUGGCUGCUGCUGCUUCAACUGCUGGUGCUGCGGCUGGUGCUACCGCUGGUGGUCGAACGGUGUCGGGGCGGAGGCCGAGGGCGCGCAAUACCGUCAGCGGCAGAAGCGGCGGCAGCAGGAGCAGGAGCGCGGUGACGACGGUGCGGGUGGAGUACGACCCCGCGUACUGCUGGAAGCUCCGAGCAGAACCCCCGUUCCCCUCGCAGCCACGAACUGCGGACGGCCCCCCUGCUGCUGAGAACGAAGGUUCCAGGAACAGCACCGCUGUGGAGGUGGCAGUGGCUCUCUCCAGCUGUACCCGUUUCCAGCCGCCUCGUUACACGCCCGGCAGUAGCACCACUGUAGCAGUCGAAGCUAUCAAAGCGCCGGUCGAAGUAGCAGUUGCCCUGUCGAGCUCCUGCCGUCCCCAGAUGGGCCCUCUCUCGCGGUGCAGCAGCAGCAGCAGCAGCAGCUGGGUCAAAAGCACAGGCGCUGGUAGCUCCAAUGGGGUGGAAGCAGCAGCAGAGGGGGCAGCAGCGGCAGCAGGGGCAGCAAUGGCAGCUGUGGCAGCAGCGGCGGCAGUGGCAGCGGCAGCAGUCAACAGCAGCAGCAGCAACAACAGUCCAGAGAAGACGCCUGCUUUACCUUUUGCUUGGCCCCUGCUGGUGGAUGUCGCAACCUGCGACACCUACACCCCGUUCUCAAUGCCACAACUCCCGCCCAUGGUCCAAUCCAGCCCCGCCACGUCGCCUGCCACGUCACCAGUGCACCUACGUUCGAGUGAGCCAUUCUCGCAUGGAAAUGCAGAAGCGAAAGUGGGAGGCGCAAAGGGAGGGUGGAUGGGGAGCGUGGGGAUGCUCGAGGGGAAGAGGGGCGGAGAGGGGGGCGAUGAUGGGAAGGCGGAUAGCAGCAUCUAUGUGGCGGCGCAGUGGCUCGUGGAUAUGGCUGCUGGGAGGAGCGCUGCUGUGUGCUGAGGGGUUGAUGGGAGUGCGGGGGAGUGCGGAUGGUGAUUUCAGGCAUGUGGAUGAGGGUGUGGGGGUGCAGAGGAUUGCCGGAGAGGGAAGGAUGAUUGCCCUCGGAGCACGUGUGCACCGGCUGGUUUGUCUCGGGGUGUGCUUGCUUGAGUGUGUUGGCUUGGCGCUGUUUGGGGGUUGAUUAUGUUGUGCAUAGGUCUAUGGGAGAGGGUGGCUGGGAUUUGCGUCUGGUGCUGAUGGGGCAUGGUGCAUGGUGGUUGGUGCAUGUGGCAUGGUGCAUGGUGCAUGGUGGAUGCCGGUGUUCAUGCCAUGGUGCAUGGGAGGGGGGAUGCUGUGGAUGGGAAGCAUGUGGGGGCCAAUGGGAGGGAGGGGGUUCUCUACAGACCGGGUGGUGUGCAGUUGGGGGAGACUAAUUACCUUGGAGGGCGGAGCGGCUGAGCCUGCAAGCGCGCUGGAUUAGGGCGUGCUGCCCUCAUUUUGGUGUUUCGUUACAAAUAAAGAGGUGCUUAUAAAUAGCAUGUCUAUUAUUUUCUGGUGUGUGUAUUACAUUCCUAUUGCUUAUUAUUG
Molecule: messenger RNA, 2832 nt
Organism: Closterium sp. NIES-67
Lineage: Eukaryota; Viridiplantae; Streptophyta; Zygnematophyceae; Desmidiales; Closteriaceae
Source: the annotation of a GenBank genome assembly